Molecule: messenger RNA, 1251 nt
Organism: Elgaria multicarinata webbii
Lineage: Eukaryota; Metazoa; Chordata; Lepidosauria; Squamata; Anguidae
Gene: CADM4
Product: cell adhesion molecule 4
Exons: 9
Coding region: 57-1238 (393 amino acids)
Biological process (GO): regulation of Rac protein signal transduction; regulation of wound healing; negative regulation of peptidyl-tyrosine phosphorylation
Cellular component (GO): cell-cell contact zone
Molecular function (GO): vascular endothelial growth factor receptor 2 binding
Source: RefSeq, a predicted model, not a curated record
GAGAGGGAGAAAGAGAGACCGGAGGGGAAGGCGGGCGGGCAAGGCAGGCAGGCAGGAUGCGUUCGGCAGGGAGCGGCAGGCAUUCGCCUUUGGUGGCCGCGGCUGGGAUUUUAUUGCUGUGCGUGGCUGGCAGAGCCAGAGCUCAGGAAGUCCAAGCCGAGAAUGUGACAGUGGCAGAAGGUGGCCAGGCUGAGAUCAAUUGCAAACUGCACCAGUACGACGGUUCUAUUGUGGUGAUCCAGAACCCAUCCCGACAGACGCUUUUCUUCAAUGGCACACGAGCCCUGAAAGAUGAACGUUUCCAGCUGGUGGAGUUCACCCAGAAGCAGGUCCGCAUCGUGCUGUCCAACGCCCGUCUGGACGACGAGGGUGGCUACUUUUGUCAACUGUACACAGAAGACACGCACCAUCAGAUCGCCAUCCUUACUGUAUUGGUGCCUCCUGAAAACCCAUUGGUGGAGGUGAAAGAACAGGCAGUGGAAGGAGGAGAAAUUGAACUCACCUGCAGCGUUCCCAGGUCACGCCCUCCUGCCACCCUGCGCUGGUACCGAGAACGGAGAGAGCUAAAAGGAAUUGGAAGCAGCAAGCAGGAAAACGGGAAAGUGUUCAGCAUCACCAGCAUGGUCCGCUUUCGAGUGGAACGCAAGGACCACAGCUGCAUCGUGACGUGCGAGGCCACCCAUCCUGCGCUGCACGGGCAGCGGAAGCAGACGCAGUACGUUCUAGAUGUGCAGUACUCGCCCACAGCAAGGAUCCAUCCUCCUCAAGGGGUGAUGCGGGAAGGAGACACUUUAGUUCUGACGUGUGCCGUCAACGGCAACCCACUCCCCACGGAUAUCAAGUGGAGCCGAGCAAACGACUCGUUACCUGAGCGGGCUCUGAUAGAGGGCGAAGUGCUGACCAUCUCCAGUCUCAGCAUGCUGGAUAACGGCACCUACUCGUGCCAGGUGGCCAACAAGCACGGCCGCUCGUCGGACCAGUACGUGCUGGUGGUUUAUGACCCUGGGGCUAUUGUGGAGGCCCAGACUUCAGUACCCUAUGCCAUCGUUGGAGGCAUCCUGGCCCUCCUCGUUUUCCUGGUCAUCUGUGUGCUUAUAGUUAUGGUGUGGUGCUCCAUCCGGCAGAAAGGCUCCUACCUGACGCACGAGGCCAGUGGCCUGGACGAGCACGGAGAAGCCCGUGAGGCCUUUCUCAACGGGGGCGAUGGCCAUAAACGCAAGGAGGAAUUCUUCAUCUGAGCCUGGCCAGGGG